CUCAGCUGAAGAACUGAAAUAAACAGCAUGGAGUGUGAGCAGCGGUUGAAUUGGUUAAUGUUUGCAAUGAUAUGUCCUCUUAUUGCCGGUGCUCCAUCCUCCAUGUCCAAAAGACACGGAUCAUGUCCCGAGGCGAAUCUAAACAUUGUUGGAGGGAGCUUUGUUCCUUCAAAUGGCUAUUCAGAUGGGAGUGUUCUAAGAUACAUCUGUCCGGAUGGAUAUUACCCAUCUGUUCAGUCGCGUCGUUGUCAAUAUGGACUUUGGACCCCAAAGCCUAGUGCCAGAAAACCCCCAGAGUGCAAAAAGGUCACAUGUCCCAAUCCUCAUGUUUUGGAGAAUGGAGACGUGACCCCAUAUAAAAACUACUACUAUGUAAAUGACACAACCACCUACUCAUGUCAUUCCGAUUAUAAGUUCCGUGGCUCGGCGGUCCGUGUUUGCAAGUCUAAUGGGAAAUGGAAUGGAACCACACCAAUCUGUGGACGUGACUCUGAUCACUGUCCUGAUCCUGGCGUUCCCCCUGGUAGCAGUCGAACAGGCCACGUGUUUGACAUUGACAACAAAGUCACGUACCGCUGUGACAGUAAAUUGACCUUGAUUGGUUCCAAAGAGCGAGUCUGUCAGGAUGGUGGCCAGUGGUCAGGGACAGAGCCGCAAUGCUACGCACAUUUCACAUACGACACCCCAGAGGAAGUGUCAGAAGCAUUCAGCAGUUCUCUAAAGUCAAAUCUAGCAGUUUCUCAACAGCAUGAAGGAGAAGAUCAGCAGAGGAAGAAAAUAACUUUGGAUCAGGGUGGAAAACUUGAUAUUUACAUUGCUGUGGAUGGAUCUGGCAGCAUCGAAGAGAAGAAUUUAGACAAGGCAAAAACUACCAUUAAACUGCUUAUAGAUAAGAUCAGUUAUUACGAGGUCUCACCAAACUAUGAGAUCCUGAUGUUUGCUACGGACGUUUACCGGAUAAUCUCUAUGAGGGACUAUAAAACUAUUAAAGAUGAAGAUAAGAUUGAGAAGGUUUUUAAAGAUCUGGAAAAUUUUAGUUUUGAAGGUGAUCGCACAGGUACCAAUAUCGCCAAACUCUAUACAAACAUUUAUGAGAGCAUGACAAUAGAGGAGAACACGAAUUCAACGACCUUCCUUGAGACCCAACACAUCAUCAUUGUGUUCACUGAUGGUCAUGCAAACAUGGGGGGGAAUCCUAUACCUAAAGUGAACAAGAUCAAACAUCUCAUCAUCAAAAAUGAUCCAAAGCGAGAGAAGAAACUUGAUCUUUAUGUAUUUGGAAUUGGAAACGAUGUACAUAAAGAUGACAUGAAUGGCUUGGUGUCACAGAGGGACCAAGAACAAUAUUUCUUUAUGGUUCCAGACUUGGACCAGGUGCAGGAGAUGUUUGACAGCAUGAUUGAUGAGAGCACCAGUGUUGAAUUGUGUGGAAUUCAUCAAAACUAUGACAAUAAUAAACGGAGUGCAUUUCCCUGGUUGGCAGAGAUUAAUGUAGCUAUGACACGUUCUUCCAACUGCAUGGGGUCAUUAGUUACCUCAAGUUACAUCUUGACAGCAGCUCAUUGCUUAAAAAACGGAGACACACCUGAUAAGAUAACAGUUCAUCUGGAAAAAGACCUGAAAGAAAAAGUGGAAAAAUUCAUACUUCAUCCUAAAUAUAACAUCACAGCAAAACAGCCUAGAAUAAAGGAAUAUUAUGAAUUUGAUGUAGCUCUUAUACAGCUGAAAGAACCUGUCACGAUGAGUGCUAAUCUACGACCUAUCUGCAUCCCCUGCACCAAAGAAACCAAUGGAGCUCUGAAACUUUCAGACAGUGAAGGGACGUGCAUAAGACACGAGGAAUUACUAAUGAGCAACGAACUUGUGGAAGCUUCUUUUACGUCCAAAAUGAAAAGAAAAACAGAAACUACCGGUUCUGUACCAAAAGUACCAGAAAAAAUAAGAAACAUCAAGAUCAAGCGUGGGAAAUAUCGGGAUGCUUGUGUUGAAGAUGCAAAAAAAGCAGAAGGAAUCAAUGUGACAAACGCAAGAGAUGUAGUUACAGACAAUUUUCUGUGCAGUGGUGGUAAUGAACCACAAACAGAUGAUGUUGCCUGCAAAGGUGAAUUCGGUGGGGCCACUUACAUAAGUAAAAAAGGUCGACUGAUUCAGGUUGGUGUCGUAAGCUGGGGAGUGAAGGACAUUUGCACAAAAAGAAACCCGAACCCCGUUUCCCAAGCAGACACCAGAGAUUACCAUACAAAUCUGUUCAGUGCGGAUAUACUAUCAUUCCUUAAAAAACACCUAGGAAAUGACGCAAUAGCCAACCCUCUAACGUUCUUCUGAAUGUUUUAGCAGACUGAAACUGUGUGAGUGCAAUUUGAUAAAACACUUUGAUAAAUUUUCCUUGAUAUAUACACUUUUUUUUAAGUCAAAUAGCUGGUCUUUGUUAAAAAAAUAA
This is a messenger RNA of Rhinichthys klamathensis goyatoka, 2440 nucleotides long. Its product is annotated as complement factor B-like. Gene Ontology annotation, molecular function: serine-type endopeptidase activity. The transcript has 19 exons. The record is from RefSeq and is a predicted model, not a curated record. Gene Ontology annotation, biological process: proteolysis; complement activation. The coding region runs from base 28 to 2325 and encodes 765 amino acids. Gene Ontology annotation, cellular component: extracellular region. Lineage: Eukaryota; Metazoa; Chordata; Actinopteri; Cypriniformes; Leuciscidae.